AUGGCAGGCAAGGGAGUUAGUUAUAUUAUUACAGUUAAUCAUAACAAGUUGUCUUACAGAUCAAGCACGCACUGUUGUCACAAGGCAGUUUACUCUAACAUGCAUGGAACUGCAUGCGUGGUUGAUAUCGAAUGGUUGACAAAAUCGAUCGGUCAAAAUAACUCAUUGGUUGCAGGUCAAAUCCUUAUCGAGUGUCAAUUUACAAACAACCUGUCAUCGUAUCAUAAAGAAAGACUGAUCUGCACUAUAAUUAUAUGUGUGCAAAUAGUCUGCCUAUUAUUUUAAGUUUCAGAUAGGUCACUUUCAGUCAUUUAAGUUGCUUUAAGUCGUUGUUAGCGUAUAUUCACUGAUCCAACCAAUCACAACUUGGACUUUUGCGUAAAUAUAUCUACAUAACUGAAUAUAAGCCAUGCUAAAUCCUUCGGUGCGCGUCAACUAAUAUAAAAUAUUAUGCUAUCUUGUAAACAUAUAUAAUAUUAUAUGAGUUAUUUAAAGAAAGCAAGACCAAUUAUGGUGAUGAUAUUUCAACUCUAUUUCAGGGUCAUUGUCAAACCGAACUCAUUGACUAUUGUCAAACCAAUGAGUUUGACAUUGACCCCGGUUGGGUUUCAAACUCAUUGCAUGGUUUGACAACGACCCUGAAAUAGAGUCAAAAUAUUGCCACACCAUAUUUGUGUCUUGUUUUGUUUAAUUGACUCAUAUAAUGAGUUUACAAGGUUUAUUAUUCUGAGUAUUGUUCUCAUUAUAUUUUUUAAAAUUGUCUGAAAUUUGUCCGAAUUUUUCUUUCAACUUCCAAAUCACCCUCGUGCAGUUCUUGCAAUUUGAUCUAACUUGGCGUACAGGCCAUUUCCCCGAAAUGUCGGGAAACCAUUUUUUCUCUUUCAGAUUGUGAUUGUCAUAAAAUCCAACCAGAGCUUUAUUUUGUAUGUCACGGUCAAUGAUACACCUCCAAAGGUGUGGAGUAACUCUUACAUUUCUAUUUCUUCUCCAGGAUGCAUUCACAGGAUGUCAGAUCUUACCUUGUUCUCACAAGGUACACAAGGAGUGCGCAACGCAAAUGAUUAGAAGUGGCAUGUGAGUGUAAUGGAUGUAUUUUUAACAAUCUUUGAAUGACGUUGAGUAUGAUACGAAGAAUAAUCAAGCCCGAAUUAAGUUUGUGUUAUCAACAAAAAGGCUGAGGUUGAUAACACAAACUGAGCGGUUGACAAAUAAUUCUUCAUAUCUUGCGAAAAACGAAUUCACUGCUUGUUUUAUUAUUUAUUUAAAAGAUGAAAAAGGCAUCCUCUCCUGUAAGUUUAAUUCGUCGAAUUAAUGACCAGUUCGUAUUAAUUCCCAUUUGCAGAAAUUGUUUCCUUUUUUUGUCCAUAAUAACGUUAAGAUGUUUGUGGCUGUUUUUGUUGAAAUUUUGUCUUUAUAUCUGUUUCCUCUAAAUCUUCACGGUUCCCGCAUUUCGUAUUUCCACAGCAUGACAUAACAACGUUGAAUAUGAUGUUGUCAUAUUCAAGGUUAUGACGUCACUCUAUGGAGUUGAUAUAAGCCAUGAAUCUUUUGAAUUUAUCAUAAUAAUCAUUAUUGGAGUUUAUUGCGUGCAUAUAAAACAUGACAUGCAUAUAUUCAUGCAAGUAUUUCAAUUCUAAAGUAUUAUUUAUUUUAACAUUGUAGAACGCGUUGUCCGAUAUGUCGGGAAAGUUUUGAACAUAAACUGGAAAGAAGACCUCAUCCUUGA
Messenger RNA from Paramuricea clavata, 1726 nucleotides. Lineage: Eukaryota; Metazoa; Cnidaria; Anthozoa; Malacalcyonacea; Plexauridae. The record is from the annotation of a GenBank genome assembly.